AUUUUAUACGUCCUGUCAUGAGAGUUGUAUUGUAGAUGUACCCAUGGUAAACGUAAUUCCUGUACUUGGGUUCCUAUCCGUAGUAUCAGACGCAUCUGUAUCUCCUAAGGAAGUGUCAAGUUUUUAGAAGAGCGGCGUGUGUGAACCUUGUUAAUGUGGUCAUGGCUGAAAAGGGUGUGUAAAGAAACAGUUCACAUACUUUGUUAACAAGAAAGGAUGUCUGAUAAAACUGCUCUGCUAUCAUUACACCAGUCAUUAAGGAGAUGCUUCGGGGUCGUACAGCAGCAAGAGAUUAUAUGGAAUGAUUGUCUUAAAGAAUGUACUCCCCUCCUCAGCUCUCUAGGUAAUCUGGGAGAACAACUUCAGGCUUGUUACAGUGUCACAUUUGAAAAUACUCCUUUAAAGGAUUUCCCAGACCUGAAAGAUCGCCUUAAACAUAAACUUACUUUGGCUAUGGAAACAAUCUUUGAAAAACUUGGUGAGAAAAUGAGUUGUUUACAGAAAGUGAGAGAUACAGUAAGCAAUCAAGUGACUGCAGUUUUCCAGCAUUAUGACCAGCUUUCAGCUGCAUUUACAGUCGAUGAAACUUUUGAGCGUUCCACCCUUACACCUUCUUUGGCUGAUAUGUUAGAAUGGUUGCAAGAUAUAGAGCGAUUCUAUAGAAGAGAGUAUCCUUUACUUUAAAAAGAAAUCAUACACACUU
Molecule: messenger RNA, 703 nt
Organism: Protopterus annectens (West African lungfish)
Lineage: Eukaryota; Metazoa; Chordata; Ceratodontiformes; Protopteridae
Gene: AIRIM
Product: chromosome chr1.part1 C1orf109 homolog
Exons: 3
Coding region: 217-684 (155 amino acids)
Cellular component (GO): nucleus; cytoplasm
Source: RefSeq, a predicted model, not a curated record